Messenger RNA from Hemicordylus capensis (graceful crag lizard), 3280 nucleotides. Its product is annotated as crk-like protein. NCBI's taxonomy places the organism in Eukaryota, Metazoa, Chordata, Lepidosauria, Squamata, Cordylidae. The coding region runs from base 1903 to 2658 and encodes 251 amino acids. The transcript has 3 exons. Gene Ontology annotation, molecular function: protein binding. Gene Ontology annotation, biological process: positive regulation of ERK1 and ERK2 cascade. The record is from RefSeq and is a predicted model, not a curated record.
CCAUCAACCCUUCUGUAGCUGCAACCGGGGUUGCAGGCAGAGAUUUGAGGCAGGAGAGGGGAAGCUGGUGGCCAGAACUCUUGGGUUCUGUCGGGCGAGAGUCGGCGAGAUGGGCACUAGGAUGCCUGGGUUCUCGAGGGAGUGAGUGGGGGUUUAAUACAGUAGGGGGAGCUAGAAUCCAGGUCUGUGGAGUUCCCAGGGAGAAAGGAAGGUAUAAAGGGAGGACAUGUGCAAACUAGGGAGAAGGGGCUUUAUUGUGGCGCUAUCGCAGAGUGGCAUGUUGAAGAGCAUUUGUAGGGUGCAGAGCUGAUUUGGGGGAUGCUUUCGGGAAAGAGGCUUUGAAAGGUUGCUUGGAAGACUUAAAGGGCUGCAAUGCAGUAUUGGGGUGUGAGAAUACUAAAGAAUUGUUGGGAAAUAGCGGGCAUGCAUGAGGUGUGAUGGGGGAAAGGGGUUGCAUUAUUGUAGGUGUUCUGCUCGCUUAGAGCUCCUGAUGGGGCAGUAGGCAGAAAGGUUUGGGCGGCUGUGUGUCAUACUUUUGGAUGGUCAAUAGUUUGGGUCGGUAAUGGCUAUGGUGUGUGUAUAUACAUUAGUCUAUAGGAGAGGCUAGUUGGGAAAGAAUGCUGGUAAAUUUGCUGUGCAUGCAGAGGUUUGGGGAGGAAAUCUUCAUCAGCUUAUAGGGUUGCCAACUCUGACUGAUGCUAUUCCUGGAGAUUUCUUUCCCCCCAAUAUACAUAUGUAUAUUUUACAAUAUUAAGCUACUAAAAUCUCCAUAAUUGCUUUUAAUAGUCACCUAGAGAUUGAUGCCAAUUCCUGGAGUAUUUGCAACCCUAUCAGCUUAGGAGAAAGCAAUCUUUAAUUGGGGGUGCUGUAACUUUCUUCAAAGAAUAACCAGUUGGUUGGAGACAGGCUGGUGCCUAAGCAGAUUUGGAAAAGACCCCAUUUAAUUUAUUUUGGGAGUUAUGCUUGCUUUUGGAAUAUGAAUUAUUUCAUAUUGGGGGUGUUAUAAAUUCUGUAGAUUUCAGACUUGUUUUGUGGAUAUAUAUCAUGCCUUGUUGGUUUGAGAAAGAUUUGGAUUUGACCAAGACAACACCCUCAAGCCUUCACUUAAAAAAAAACAAACCUGCACACGAACACAUUUUGGAGGUGCUGAUAAUUCUGUAAAGGGGCAGCAAACUUGGGCGUGUGUGUGCAAUCAUAUCACUUUUUAAAGGUUUCCUUGUUAACUUUAUGCGAGGUAGGAGUUUGUGUGGACUACUUAAUUCACCACCACGCUUGUUAGGGACUUUCUGAUAUCAGAGGAUUUAAAGAGACUAUAUUUACCCCCCUCUAGAUAUUCUACUGAGUGAUCUGGUUGUAUCCUGUAGUUGAUGGCUGCCUGAGUAGAAUUUGUCUCUGAAUAUCCAUUUAAUGUUGAGUAGGGUAAACUUUCCAGGGAAACAUGAGCUAUAAUUCUUGGAAGUGUAUACUCCCAUUAUAUUAGAGCAGGGAGUGAUUUAGGAGCUCGGGAAACUUUUCAUGGCACCACCUAAAUUUUAAGGAUUUGAUUGCAGAAGCUUGACUUACAUUUCUGAGACAUUUAUGUUGUUUUUGAAAACAUGCUGUAAUUAUUUGACAGGUAAAUGUGCUUUCCAGAUAUAUCAAAAUCUGGAUGCUCUGGAAAUGUGAGAGGUCUUGGGGUGGCAUAACAUAAUUCCAUAGGAGUACCUUGGUUUUUUGGUUUUUUUGGCGGUGGGGUUAGAUUACUUGGAGGUUGCACUGAAUCUGCAGGAAGCAAUAGCUGCUAAACAGAUCGGAUCAUAAAGAUUAACAGGUUACCUUUUUUAAUCGAGCUACUCUCAGCUGUGUAUCAGUUUUCCUAAGGAUAACACUGUAUCAGGGAGUGGUGGGGUUUUUCACCCUCUGAUGCUCCCCCAAGCCAUGUCGGCCUUUGGGGAUGCCCAUGAGUGGUAUAUGGGGGCUCUGAGCCGGCAGGAAGCCGCUGCCUGUCUCCAGGGACACCGCCACGGAACCUUCCUAGUACGGGAUAGCACCACAUGCCCUGGCGACUAUGUACUCUCUGUCAGUGAGAACUCCAAGGUGUCUCACUACAUCAUAAACAGCCUCCCUGGGCGUCUUCGGAUUGGGGAGCAUGAAUUCGAUGGCUUCCCUGCUCUGCUUGACUUCUACCGCCUCCACUACCUGGACACCACUACUCUGGUAGCCCCCGUGGGCCGGGUUGUGGCCCCUGCCUCUGCUCAGCCCCCUCCCGCGGGCGAAUGGGUCCGUGCCCUCUACGACUUCGUAGGCCGCGAUCAGGAAGACCUCCCCUUCACAAAGGGGGAGCCGCUGAGGGUGUUGGCCAAGCCUGAGGAGCAAUGGUGGACAGCGCAGCGCGCAGAUGGGCGUGUAGGGAUGAUCCCUGUGCCAUACGUCCAGCCCUGUCCUUAUGCUCACCCCAGCAGCCAUGGUGCCCCCCGCCAUGCUCCGGUAAUAGCAAGAGCCGUGCAGCGAAGGGUGCCUGGUGCCAGUGAUAAGACGGCCCUGGCCUUUGAGGUGGGCGACCUCAUUGCUGUCACUAAGAUGAACGUCAACGGCCAAUGGGAGGGAGAGCUGAAUGGGCGUCGUGGCCAUUUCCCUUUCACCCAUGUCAAGGUCCUGGACCCUGAGGAGACCAGCUGAACAUUUGAUGUAACCCUUGAACUUUGACUUUUCCCUGAGGGGGCCAUGACCCUUGAACUCUGCCCUGCCCUGUGAGUGUCUGGCCAUCUUGAACAUCCUAUUUUCUGACAUGAACCUUUGACCUCCCCAGUGGGCGUUUAUUGGGCGUCAAUUCAUUGAUAUUCAAUUCCUUGGAUUUUGGGCCUCUUCUUCCGCCUAGAACUCCUGACUUUUAAAUGUUGCUCCAUGACUCGCUGUUCUUAAAUGCUAUGGUAGUUGAGCCUAUAAACUUAGGCCCUGAGGGGCUCCUUCCUAUUUGCUCCCUAAGGAACACUGACCCCUUUUUGCCUUGUGAUUUCCAACUUGGUUAUAUGCCCUCGAAACUCUGAAUCUUGUGAACCUGUAAGCUCUGAGCCCUUACCUCUGUUCUUUUGAGCUUUGACUAUUGACAUCUUACCCUUGUGUAUUUUUUUGGUUUUGUUUACACCUGCUCACAUGGGGCAGGGGAAGUGCUUGGCUUUGAUAGGGUGACAGGAAUCCCACCCACCAACCUUAAUAGGACCCUCCUCUUCCCUUCCCUCCCUCCACUUGUUGUCUGUUUCAAACUGCCUUGUUAAUUAAAGUUUCUGCUGAUUAUUCCUCA